Molecule: messenger RNA, 4728 nt
Organism: Darwinula stevensoni
Lineage: Eukaryota; Metazoa; Arthropoda; Ostracoda; Podocopida; Darwinulidae
Source: the annotation of a GenBank genome assembly
AUGGUGCAGGGGUACCCACAAGGUGAUUCUCACAUUGGCUGCGCCACCAUGCAGGAGCAUGACAGGGUUCAUCGCAGUCACCUUAAUCAUCAUUCGCGUCCUAUGAGGCCUCCACCUGACACUGAGGAGAGGAGCCUACCUCUCUUUGCAGCUCCUAUCAAAGUGAAGCAAUCAACACCAGAUGAAUUGGCUCAGCAGAUACGAAGUUCUCUUGGAGACUAUGAUACUGUCAAGGAGGAUAUUAAUUAUCACCGCCUGGUCGGUGUGGAUCACAUGCCACAGACCCCAAUGCCAGCGACCAAUGCUCACAUUCAUGAUCCAGAUGCACCUUCCUCUCAUCCACCUCCCCCUCCCAUAACCAAACAUGCUGGGACCUCAAGUUCUUCCUCCAUUAAUCAUAACAUAUCCUCCUCUUCAAGUCAUAGCCGUGCAAAGCAUGGAAAUAUCCGAUAUUUCAACUCCUCUGGUUCUUCCCAGCCUGCAUGGAAGAGACCACAUGCCCCAAUACCUCCCUCUUCCUCACAUACUCACUCUUUUAAUCCCAUUAGGAAUCACAAUGUCCAUAAUGGCCUCGUUCACAAAGAUACAAAUCCUAAGCAUCACACACAUUCAUCCAUUCAAGGAUGGAACAUGCAUCCUCCUCCUGGCAAAUCCAAGCACCAACAUUCCAUGCGUCCCCCUCCUCUGCAUAUCUCUCCUGAGAUGCAAGUGCCCACCCCGGUGACAGCCAUUGCGGCUACUCCUCGAAAGGACGAUUCUCAUAGAUUUCCUUUCUUCCAGAAUCUUCCUCCUCCUGUGACUCCUCUGCGCCCCAUGUGUUCACCAGAACAACAAUUGGGACCUGCAGGGAAACCAAGCAUAGAUCUUGUAUCUGCCAAUGAUCUCAUGAAAGAUGGGAAUUCUCUCAAGUGCAGUCUUCCCCUACAUGGCAUCAACCAUGACCUUGCUUUGUCGGAGGACAGUGAUGAGGAUCAGCAGGGUUUGAAGGAAAAUUGCGUUCUUGAUUCCCCAUUGGAUCAUCAAGUCCAGAGAGAUGAUCCUGGCUCAGGGAGCCCAGCACAAGGGAGAGCUACCUCAAGAGAUAGCAAGAUGGAUGCAUCCCAAAAGUCUGACUCUGGAGCCAUAAAGAAGCGAAAUGCUGAUGGCCAGAGUGAUCCAAGUUCUGAGUCAACAGAAUCUGAAUCUGAAUCCAGUUCAGAGGAGGAAAUGGAGAAGGAGAUGAAAGCUGAACCUAAAGGAGAUGAAGAAGAGAAGAAAGAUAAAGCUGAUGACAGAAGUGAAAAUGAUGAGCCUCAGCCUUCCCCCAAGGGGAAUACUCAGAGUUGGAGCUUAAAGUCUUUCCUCAAACCAACUCCUGAACCUGGUCUGUUUGGGAGCCAGGGUUCUCAAGGAAUGUGUCCUAGUCAGUCCUCACCCUUCUCUGGGACUCCUGGAUCAACUCAUGAUGCGGGGAAGCCUGGGUUUCCUUUGGAUGAGAUCUCAAUAAAAGAAAUUCUCAGUCCUGGCCAUGGCAGUGCUGCUGCUAAUCUGCAAACUCUUCUGGGAAGCAACAGAGAACCCAAUGACAUGGAGAUAUCUUCCAUGAGUGAAGAUGAACCUGAACUCCGAGGAAAACUAGAAACUUCCUUGAAAGAUAUGCCCCCCCCUCCAAAGCUCUCACCAGUUGGUCCUGCAAGACGGAAGUCAAACAGGCAGACUAGUGCUGGUGGCUUAAGUGACAGUGAAGAUGAAUCAGGUUGCACAAGAAACACAGUGAAACGGCAGCGGCGAAAGAAGAGGACCAAAUCAACUCCCAAGUCUCGUGCUUUGGUGAAUGACAAAGAUGCAGAUGAUUCAAGCGAAGCUGUUUGCGUGGAGGUGGAGAAGAUAAGAGCCAAGAAGAAACCAAAAGUGGUUUCUCCCCGAGUGAAAGAGGAUACCUCCAGUGAUUCCGAAAGUCAUGUGGAUAUCAUGAACACACCAAAGAAGCCACAAGUUCAUCGCAAGGCAAACAAUGCCAGAUCCCCGAUCUCACCUCGUAAAUCUCCUCGACUCAGGCCAGAUCUCAUCCCUAAGCAUGCCAUCAAGGCGGGAGAGAAAAAACCACCUGCCUCCAUCCAAUCUACAUCUGAUGAAGACAGUGAUGCUCCUCAAAAAAAGACCAAAGAUGUGGAUGAUGAGGAGGAGAGUCCACCAAAGCUGAGCUCAGACACAGUAACCCAAGGAACUAAGAUGAAUGCUCUGAGGAGACUUUUCUUCAAGCCUCGAGAUAGGAGUGGGAGCAAGGAUCGUCAGUCAGCUGAGGAGAUCCCAGGCCCUCCUGUCCUUAGUCCUCAGCUUCACCUACCAUCUCAGAAAGCUGCAAAUGCAAAAAAAGAAUCAUCAAGUGAUGAAGAGAAGAUAACCAUCUCCUAUUCGCAGAUGAGAGGGAAGAAGAGGAGAGAGUCUGCAAAACAUGGAAAGGUCAUGCAAUACAAGAAGUUGAAGGCUAAUGAUGAGGCCUACAGGGAAAUAGGAUCAAACCCUGUUGCUGCUGUGCCUCUACCAAGUGCCAAGAAGGCAUUUGAGGAACACCUUCCUGCCCCAAGGACUCCUUCUGUAUCUCCAGUGCCCCCUCAGAGUCAGUCUUUGUGGUGCAAAAUAGACCUGUCUCUUCUCCAGAAAUUUCCAAAGGGGAAGGAGAAAUCCUCCUCCAAUGUUCGGACUAACUCUGAUUUGUCUGACACAAGGCCAAAGCCAGUGGAGGAGGACAAUGCUUCCAAAAAGAAGCACAAGUCCUCCAAGAAGUCUUCUAAGAAUGCGUCUGAAUUGACUCCUAGUGCCUCCAGGACUGAAGCUAAAGUUGAAUUUGCAAGAACUAGUAGGCUGAAGGUACCAUCUGUGGAGUCAUUAAGUACAAAGAGUGAUAGUGUGAGCAGCAAAUCUGUGAAGGAACAGGUGCCUGAAUCUGUGAAAAAGAAGAAACGUGAUCGUUACUCAAAGUUGAGUAAUAGGUCAAGUGAGAUGGCAGAAGUGAAGGUGGACUUUCCAGUACCUGAAAUCAAAGUUGACAAAACUGGAGACAGCAAAAUAGAACGGCAAUCAGAGGAUCCAUCCAUGUUGGUUGCCCUAAGUCGCCAUGGGAGCACAAGUAGCCUUAGCUCAGCCUGCAGUGCUGGUAGCAGAGAUCAGAAGUCCAGGAAAGAUAAGAAACGAAGUAAGAAGAAGGAGGAAGGAGCAAAUGAUGCCAAUGAGACCACUUCAUCAGUGAAAAGAAGCAUAGAAAGGGAAAGGAAUUUUGACUCCAUUGAUGAACAGCCUCAGAAACGACCAGCUGUGAAUCCCUCUGACCAGCUGCAGUUGGCAUCUGCUCAAAUACCUGGACCUUCCUCGGGUUAUGGAACUUCACCUUUUGGGUUAGAAGCACCUGAGCGUUCCUCAUUUUCUGAACGCUUUGACCCACCAACUCCAAACCCACAUAUAACUUACAACUACUGGGAAGGAAAUGUACCCAAACAACCAGUCUACUACAGCUAUUUUGAGAUGCUUCACUCAUCAAGACGGCGGCAGCUGGAGGAAGAGGAAGAGCACAGGGACCAGCAGUAUUAUCUGGGGGAAGCUAAGAAGCUGAAGCACCUGGCAGACGAUGAGAAGGACCGUACAACUCAAGCCAUGACAUAUCUAGAAGCUGUCAUGUACUUCCUCUUAACUGGGAAUGCCAUGGAGAAGGAUCGAGUUACACACAAAUCUGCUUUCAUCAUGUACAAGGAUACAUUAAAUCUUAUCAGAUACAUCUCUUCAAAGUUCCGUAAUCAUCCUAGCAGCUCACAACAUAACUCUCAAGACAACAAACUGAAUGUCCUCAGUCUGAGGUGUCAGGCCCUUCUUCACUUGAAGUUGUACCAAAUGAAGAGAUAUGAAAUGAGGGAUUUGCAUCGCUUCUUUGCUGAAUUCUUUCAAAAGACAGCAGCAGCAAGAGCCGAAUCAGCUUCAGUGGCUUGCAAUGGAACCAAUGGUGCAAAUGGAUGCAGCAGUGGUACCAGUGGUGCUGGAAAUGGUGGAAUGGUGUUGGUAAAUGGUCAUGCUCACAGUCACACUCACGUGAAUGGCCUGAAUUGGACAGGGAAGUCAACUGGCACUCCAAGCCCACUCUCACCAACACCUUCACCUGCUGGCUCUGUUGGGUCAGUUGGCUCACAGAGCUCUGGUUAUGGAAGUGGGGAACUUCGAGGAAAUGGAAAUGGAGCAUCAUCCAUGAAUCAGACUCCUCCUCAUAGUCACAAUCAACCUCCUCCACCAACAAUGGCUGUCCCGGUUCACAUCAUCGAAGCCAUGCAAAGACAAAAUUCAUACUUCAACUAUCUUCAAAACUGCCAUGAACUCUGGGACCAAGCAGACAACCUUGUGUUUCAUGGCAAUGAUACUGAUUUUUUCAUUCAGCUUGAUCGUCAAUGUGGUCCCUUGACUUUGCACAGCAGCAUUACGGACUUGGUGUCAUAUGUGCGUUGUGGGUUGCAUCGCCUCAAACCGUGGUGCCUCGGCUCUGGCUAACCUUGGGUCUUAGCCCCUCAUGCCUUCACUGAUUCAAUGUGGGAUCUCCAUUCCCUUUGUCUUUGCAUGUGCCUCACCAUGCCAAAGAAAUGCAGAGUUCUGCUUUGCCCUAAAGGCUAGGAUAAAAGAGUGAGAAAAAUGUGGUUAGGUUGAGGAUUUUUUUUACAUAUAUAUAUACAUAUAUAUAUAUAUAUUCAAGCAGGUGGAAACAAAAGAAAG